ACGUCAGGUUUGACUCAGAAGUGUGGUAAUCGAGGCGCAGCGCGCUUUGGGUUCGCAUCGCGACAUAGGACGGGAAACCUACCGAAAUGCCAGUACUGAUAUGAAACUUCAGACUGCGGGCUUUUCUCCUCAAUGAUUUACGGAACGCACUUUGGGGACAAGUUCAUGAAAAAAGAUGGCAUUCAAAGAGUUUUCUUAACCAAGAAUAUGAAGAAAUUGUGUCGGCCACAUGCGACUGUGAUGGUAUGACAAUAACAACGUAACUCUGAAAAUAAUUUAAUAGGCCUACGGGAAAGUUACGAAUCUGGAAAAAUAUCCCAUAAAGAUGAACGGAACCGAUAUAUCCUUAUCAACACAAAGCGCGACAAUACCCGUUAUAAUGUUCAUUUUCGGGGUCGUAGGUAAUAUCACCGCGAUCGUCGUCCUUUGCAAAUCCAGAAAGGAGCAGAAGGAGACCACAUUUUACACGCUGGUGUGUGGGCUUGCCGUCACCGACCUCUUGGGGACCCUACUCGUAAGCCCGGUUACGAUCACGACCUAUGUGAAAGGGUCGAUGCCGGGUGGAGAAGCGCUGUGCCAAUACUCUGGAUUCAUCCUCCUCUUCUUUUCAUUGGCGGGUCUCAGUAUUAUAUGCGCCAUGUCAAUUGAAAGAUAUAUGGCUAUUAACCAUGCGUACUUUUACAACCAUUAUAUUGACCAGAAACUUGCAGGGUUGACUCUUUUUGCCAUUUAUGCUUCAAACGUAGUAUUUUGCGCACUGCCCAGUAUGGGACUUGGUCGUGUGGAACUGCACUAUCCGCACACAUGGUGUUUUAUCAAUUGGAAAAGCAACGUGAGUACGGACGCAGCGUUCUCCUACAUGUACGCCGGCUUCAGCUCAUUUCUCAUCCUUUCCACGGUGAUUUGCAACAUAAUGGUGUGCGGGGCAUUGAUCGUGAUGCACAGGAGGUUUGUGCGCAGGACGUCGCUUGGAACGGAUCAGAGGAGGAUAAAUGAACUCAGAAGAAGACGCAGUUUUCGGAGUUGGGCCGCUGCUGAAAUACAAAUGGUCAUUUUACUUACAACCACUUCCGUGGUGAUACUUCUUUGUUCGAUACCUCUCGUGGUGCGGGUAUUUGUCAAUCAACUUUAUGCAUUGUCUGAGACGAAGCACGAUGACAAAUAUGAUCUUGCGGCCAUACGAAUUGCCUCUGUCAACCCAAUUCUGGAUCCCUGGAUUUAUAUCCUAUUUCGCAAGACUGUGCUACUUAAGCUAAUUGAGAAGAUCAAGUGCCUGUUCUGUAGGAUUGGGAGUCGGCACCAGCAAGGGACUGCAGACUUCCACUGCAUGGCUGGAGUACGGUCCUCUUCUGUGAUCUCCCAUGAUUCCCCGUCCCUCAUGUCACGGGAACUGAGGGAAGCUACAAGCACCUCCCAGACAUUCCUCUGCCUGCCGGAAAACACCAAUGGAUGUCAUUGAAGCUGGCAGAUGGGACAGCCGAGGUCCGCAGAACGUUCCUCUUUGGUGGACGGUGGAGGGUCCGACUCACCAAACAAACAUAAUUCUGCCUUAAAGGCUUCAGAUGACCACUGUCAUGAGGUCAUGAAGUCAUGAGGUCCUGGAAGCUGCUGCCAAUGAUGACAUUGGACGUCCUUGGUAUUUGGAGAUUACUAAUCAAACAGGCUUGACAAAAAAUUUGUUAGGACUUAUUUAGCCAAUACAAGUGGAGCUUUGAACUGAAUUUUGAUUACAGUGGAUUUUCAAAAUUGAGGCUUUAAAAUGAAACAGGCUAAAACUAUUUUUGUAUUAUACAAUAGACCUAUUAACAUUUAAUUAUAUGUCUCUAAUCAAGCCAAACAGUUAAACCACAAUACUCUAGUGCAGUGUUUCCCAAGCUGGUCCUUCGGGGCCCACAGUCGGUCCAUGUUUUUGCUCCGUCUGAACUUCCUGACAGACAGUCCGCUGCCUGUGGGUCCUCGAGGACCGUAUUGGAAAACACUGCUCAGGUGCCUUCAUGUUAAAUUAUUCCCUAGUCACAUUUUUUCUUAUGUUGACAAAUGAAUGAACUAUGAAUAGAAAAGUAAGAAGUAUAUUUGUGAGCAAUCUAUAUAAUAUAUGCACUUAAUUUUAACCACUGUUAAGGAUCCUAUAAGAACUGAAGCAUGGAAAUUUCACUACUCACUGGCCUAAGCAACUUGGUAUUGUGCUUAUAUGAUGCUAUAAUGUGAAUCUACUCUGAAAUAUCAUUGUUUAUUGUAUAAAAUACUUUUCUUCUCUGUGAGAAGAUUUAAAUAUCAGAUGUUGAUUUGUAUUGUGUUGAUUGUAGAUACAUAUAAGAUGUAUUAGAAUAUAAAUUGCUGGGAAAAGCAGCCAUUGAAGUUCUCUUGUUAUUAUUGUAGAUAUUCCCAAAGAAUAUGAGAUAUUUUACAUGCUUUAACAAGUUUAAUUGCAACUCUGGUAGCAGAAUUCAUCUAUAUUACUGCAGUUUACUGCUUCAUGGAAGUGCAUUUAUAUAUUAUUGGCUAUAUAGCUGUACACAAAGAUUAUAAAUCUGCCUUUUUCAUUUACAAGUGAUUGUUUUGUCAGAAGUUUUUUUUAUUAAAGGAAUAUUAGUGUUUUGAUAAAAAUUCUGACUUUUUGUAAGCUUUAUGCUACAGUGCACAGUAGAUCUUGGGUUUGCACCUCUCUGCAAAACAAAGUGUUGAAAGUAACCAAUUCAGAAAAGUGUGCGACUCAGUGGGUUAAAUCUCUGUACCUGUCAUCAGAAGGUUGGUAAUUCAAGCCUGGGCUAAGCAUAUCUGCAGGUCCUUAAGCAAAGCCCUUAACUGCCAGCUCCCUGGGUACUGCAACAGGUGGCUGCCCUUCAUAGCCAGCUUGCUUUCACCUACAGGGAGCAGGUUGGGGGAGGUAUAAAGAGAACCUCCUCAUAGGGAGCAAUAAAGUAUCAGCUAUUAUCAAAAGCUGCACCCAUUGCAAUUUGGUAUAAAAGUAUUUUUCCAUCCACGCUAUGCAUUUAUCUCAGUUUUGACUCUGGUACAUUUGUCUUUGUACAAAACAAAGAAUCAUCAUAACUCCAUGUGCAAUUUAAGGAGCAAAGGAAGAACAUACAUACUCUGCACACGGCAGGAACCCCCAACCCCCACAGCAUGCAGCAGUAACUUAGAAAAAUGCUUUAAAAAGAAAUAAUUUGUAUAUGACAUAUUAACAGAAAAUAAAAGGUUUUAGUGUAACACAUAUACUGAUAAAAUAUGUGGAUUGGAUGCAUACAUAUGAGAACCAGAAAUGUUUAAUUCUGAAUGAGAAGGUUCUCUUUUUGUACAAAGGAGCAAAUGUAUCCAAAACAUUAUUAGUUUUGGGAACAAUUAAUAAGUAGCUGGUAGUCAUCCUUAAUGGAGAAAUUAAAAUUCAUGAAAUUGGAAAUAAGUUGCCAGUAAAAGAAAUAUAAAUGAAAAAAAAAAGAAAAUGGUUCACUGGCCCUGAUCGUUCUGAUAUAUCUUGCUCUGCGGAAAAUUAGUUUUUAUUGUGUUUUUCAUGUUCUUAAUUUACAUGAUUGUUGCAUAGGUUUUCAUGUGAGAAGCUUUUCCAUAUAUUACUGGAGAACAGCACACACAUGGUAAGAUAAUAUAAGAUGUUACCAUAUUUAUUCUGGGGGAAAUUCUUUUGCAUGCAGUGGUGAGUUACAGAAAGUACACAGAUACAAAUAUAUACUGCAAAACGAAAGGCAGUGAUGCAUACAGUGUGAAAACAAAGUGCACAGAUAGCAGACUUUUGUUCAGGAAAUACAUUUAAAUAACUUGUGGUGUAUUUGUAUUUAAUCUGCUAUGGUAACAAUUUAAUCAACUGAAUAAAGAUUUAAAUGUAUUUCCAUGUAAAUGUAACAAAACACAUUUCCACUCUGGAAAUAAUCAGUAGUGUAUUGGUGUUGCAAGUGUGAGAAUUUAAGGAUUCCAGUAUAACAGUAGUUCAUUCAAUUACACUGCAAAUGUUUAAUUGUUAUAAAGCAAAAUGGUACUGUGGUUUGGCGAGCGGCAUUUUGUCCUCACAUGCCUGUUCUGGGUCCAGGUCUGUCUGAGUUCGCACACUAUCCUAGUUUAGGUGUCUCCUCAAAUACUGAAAUAAAACAUGCGGUAGAGAUA
Messenger RNA from Brienomyrus brachyistius, 4116 nucleotides. It is a transcript of the gene ptger4b, whose product is annotated as prostaglandin E receptor 4 (subtype EP4) b. Lineage: Eukaryota; Metazoa; Chordata; Actinopteri; Osteoglossiformes; Mormyridae. Gene Ontology annotation, molecular function: prostaglandin E receptor activity. Gene Ontology annotation, biological process: adenylate cyclase-activating G protein-coupled receptor signaling pathway; cellular response to prostaglandin E stimulus; positive regulation of cytosolic calcium ion concentration. Gene Ontology annotation, cellular component: plasma membrane. The record is from RefSeq and is a predicted model, not a curated record. Bases 326 to 1459 code for a protein of 377 amino acids. The transcript has 2 exons.